This is a messenger RNA of Cylicocyclus nassatus, 702 nucleotides long. The record is from the annotation of a GenBank genome assembly. Lineage: Eukaryota; Metazoa; Nematoda; Chromadorea; Rhabditida; Strongylidae.
AAAUUUUCAAAACGCACUCUUACCACUAGCGUAUCAACAAACUCCCAAUUCAGAUCUGUUUCUAUUCUCUUCUAAGCAUUGUGCAAAUAUUACCUCUGUAGAGACUUGUCAAAAGAGAUAUGCCCAAGCUGUCUACUGCAGAGAAAGAGGAGCAAGCACGUCUGAGCGAAGAAAUUGAGCAUUUCACGCAACAAGCAGAUGAUCUUCUUGGCGAGGUGGUAAGUAAGCGAAAAGACUAUCCAUUUGCUAUCGUCAAAUUGAAAGAAAACAGAAUUCGUGAAAAGUUUGCACAUCUGCUUGAAUCGCCGCUACUAUCAGUCUCUUCUCCCGCUCAUAUAGAUGUCGAAGAACUGAAUAAGACGAUAGCAAUGAAAGUGGAUCAGACGAAAAUCCAUUCAGAAAAAGUUGAAGACAUCAGGAAAGAGAAUGAAAAGCUUGAUACUGAACUCGCGACAGUUCAAAGGCAAACAAAUAUGCUCCUCGCAAUGCUCGACAGCGGAAAGUACGCUCCAAUCGAUGCACUUCCAACAGAUCUCAGUCUGUGAUCCCUGAAAGUGCAAAUUUUUAUGCUAACUUGCAUGCCCUGAGCUGCAUUGCAUGUACAUUGAUCGAUCAGCUGUUUGUUUUCAAUAAGAUCUCGUCAGUUUUGAGCGAUUUUUGUAUAAUAUAUAACCUUACUUUGUUGUAUAAUAAAAUCGCUAU